Pichia membranifaciens NRRL Y-2026 is the source of this 1930-nucleotide messenger RNA. RefSeq lists its product as hypothetical. Bases 496 to 1665 code for a protein of 389 amino acids. The record is from RefSeq and is a predicted model, not a curated record. The transcript has a single exon. NCBI's taxonomy places the organism in Eukaryota, Fungi, Ascomycota, Pichiomycetes, Pichiales, Pichiaceae.
GAUUAUUGGCUCCAAAGGAACACACAAACGCCAGCUAUAGUCUAUCUGCCACAUGGAAAGACCUGUAGAGACAAGAGUUACCUGAAGGGCCAUGUUUUCAAGGAGAAAAAACAGGCCUUUAGUUCUCUCUGUCAAUGACAGUAACUAUGCUCCAGUACGUUUGAAGCGAUGUUUACGUUCACAACUCAUGUUAUUUGUUUGACUCUCAUUCCAGAUUACUAACUCAGCUCCGAUGUUUCACUACUAUAGGCGCCCAAUCCGAACACCUUGCGUCCACAACCGGCGACAGGCCAGAAAUCAGAGGAGGUGACGGUUAACAAUUUGCCUCCAGCUCAGUCGCCACCACAACUACACCCGAUCCAACAGCUUGCUAACACAUACAACGAGACCAAGAGGCCGAUACCACCGGCUGUGCUAAAGGCCAACAAGGCCCCGAAACCGCCUACAAUCAUCAACAACUACUACUAUGUCCAGGCUCCUCCUCCCCCUCCGAACAUGCCCUUGAUGCAGACCUAUGCAGAACCUCAUCACUCUCCUCUCACUGAUCAAUUACUAUCGCAAUCACCUCAACAGCAGCAGCAGCAACAUUUGCCCUCACAGCCUCAACCACAGUCUCAACCGCAAUCACAUCACCAUCUUCAACAUCAUCACAACCACCAACAUGACCCGCUCCAGUACCAGCAGUUGCCAAGAGCACUAUCUCCGCAAAACUACCCUCCUGCAAAGUCGCCGAAUGAACCUUACGAUGACGUUCGAGAGUAUAGACAAAGAUCUGAUGGGAGACGGAGUCCACACCGUGAAAUUUCCAACCAUUCUACAGCCUCCACCGAUCACGCUCAACAAAAGUACUCUACUUACCGCAAGUCACCAUCCAGAAUAAGUUCUGCAGGCUCACUCGCCUCCGAAGGUAACUUCGGCACUCAUAACGCAUAUGAUUCAUUCGUUAAAAGGAGCGGAAAAGGCCAUUCAUCUAGUCGGUCUUCACCUGUGAAAAAAGAAUCUUUGAUCGACAAUUUAUACCAAAGGGAAAGCAUAUACUCCUCCGCUUCGAUUAGUGACAGUUCAAGAAAUAAAGUUCCGCGUGAAGAAAGGGACCAUGUUGUUGCCCGAAUACCCAAUGUUGCAGCAGCGUGCCACGAUGAAGAUUCGUUAGAUCAUCAGAUUUCUAAUCUGAGUCUAAAUAAUGAUAACAAUUUGAUAAAAGAGUUGAUGAAACUGAAAGAUGAUGAAAUAAAUGUGCAUAGUGAGGAGAUCUUUCACUUCUUCGACGACUGUUGUCUAUCCAGCUCCUCGAUGAGUAUAGAGCAAUUGGGAAGUAUUUUGUAUGACCCUUAUGAUUCCAGCUCUAGGCUUUCAUUCAAAACGUUGAACGUUUUGAUGAAUACGUUUGCAUCCAAAACAAAUCAUGACGAAAUGGAUUUCCGCACGUUCGUGAAGAUGUGUAAAUUUGUGAAAGGCUGUUACGUAUCAUUCAAUUAUCACGACAAAAGAGGUAAUGAUCAUGUCUUAGAUUUUGAUGAGUUCCAGUUAGCAUUACACUCAAAUCGUAUUGUAUGCUCUGAUAGACUAUUGGCUGAAAUCUUCCAGGAUUCAGAAGCUCUAGAUUUUGAGCAAUACUUGGUUGCAAUCAUACUGAUAAGAAAAAAUGAAACCAACAAACAUUGAGGGGUGUUAAUGGUAUAGUACAGUUCAUAUUUUGUAUUUCUAGUGGAACUUUAUUUUUGUUUGUAGGCGUCUUUUUUUUAGUUCUGUUCUUCACGUCCAGUCGGGCGUGAAGCUAUAAUAUUACAAAAAUUUAUUAAAACAAAUCAUCAUAGUCAUUCUCGUCCUCUUCAUCUUGUUCCUCUUCAUUCUGUUCAUUGGUUUCAUAGUUUCCUCCGGCGUCUUGUUCACCCUUCUCAUCGCCCGCUUCCACCUCGUCUUCUUCAUC